This is a messenger RNA of Schistosoma mattheei, 1267 nucleotides long. NCBI's taxonomy places the organism in Eukaryota, Metazoa, Platyhelminthes, Trematoda, Strigeidida, Schistosomatidae. The record is from the annotation of a GenBank genome assembly.
AUAGUUCAUAUGAAUGAAUAGAUGCUAAAGCAUACAUAUACCAAUGUAUAAAGUAGUAUGGAGACAAUUAUCCGAGUUAAUCUGUAUGAUCGAGAUUGAAACCAAUGGACAAGCUAAAAUUUUAUCAUGGGAUAAUAAUAGUAAUCAUUCAAAUCAGUCAGAUGAAAUACAAUUUCGCGUGAAAAUCUCUCCUAAUGAAGGAUUAUACGCUCAUGCUGAAUAUGAAUUUGAGAUCAUAAUUCGUUUGGAACAUUAUGGAGAAACUCCAGUUGUUCGUUGUAUGAGUCAUAUAUAUCAUCCAAAUAUUGAAGAUUAUGAUAUUGGUGGAGCUGUUUGCCUUAAUUUACUUCAAAAUUGGAAUAUUGGAAUGGGCCUUAAAGCUAUCAUUAAUGGUUUACUGUUUCUAUUCUAUGAACCUAAUGAACAAGAUCCAAUUAAUGAGCACUUUAUUAUUCCAUCUGGAUCUAGUUUUCAACAAGCAGUUAUCGAAUCUUUACAAGGAGGCAGUUAUUCACAUUAUUCAGGACUACCAAAUAAAGCUUGGUGUAUUUGGUAUAAUAAAAAUAAGACAAUGGAACAAAAGGAUUCAAAUGAAAUUAUUGAGAAAAAUAAUAAACCAGAAAAACAUUUAAAAUAUAACUAUAGUAAAUAUCUUGGAUGUAAUGUAAAUGAUGAAGUUAUUGAUCAGCAUCUACAUGAAGAAACUGAUGAACAAUAUGACUGUGAAUAUCCCAGUGAUCAAAAUAAUAGUCCAUCGAUCUCAUCAGAGAAACAAAAUAUAGAACUAAACGGUCACUACAAUGAAAUAGACCCAGUCAUGUCAUCUCCAUUUAUCUUUUCCAAUUUAUCAUCAGUAUCGACAUUACAGGAAGAAAGUCAAACAGUACAAUCAUACUUAAAUACAAACGAAGAGUUAAGGACAAUGAAAAAGAUCGAAAACAACAAUUUAAAUGUUCUUAACUACGUUCAUCAUUCGUCUACAAUAAAUUUGAAAGAAAUUACAAUCAUAUGGACAAAUAUAAAUAAACCAAUGAACGUAACUUAUUAUUUUAUGGAAACAUGUAAUUAUGCAUGGAAUAGUCACUGUGAACAGAAAUACUAUGGUCAUUUAAAUAUUGGAUUACCUGACAUUUUUAUUACACAUUUAAACCAAAAAUCUAUUUCACAACAAGUCAGUUUUAUGAAUAAAUAUUCGAUAAAAACACAAAAUAACUUCAACGAAGAAUUUGGACAUUUCAAUAACUGUAAUGAUCAACUAUUUCACUAA